Formica exsecta is the source of this 4984-nucleotide messenger RNA. RefSeq names its product eukaryotic translation initiation factor 2 subunit 3-like (gene Su(var)3-9). Gene Ontology annotation, biological process: positive regulation of translational fidelity; formation of translation preinitiation complex. Gene Ontology annotation, molecular function: protein binding; tRNA binding; translation initiation factor activity. Lineage: Eukaryota; Metazoa; Arthropoda; Insecta; Hymenoptera; Formicidae. The record is from RefSeq and is a predicted model, not a curated record. Gene Ontology annotation, cellular component: eukaryotic translation initiation factor 2 complex; cytosol; nucleus. The transcript is spliced from 4 exons. Bases 197 to 2263 code for a protein of 688 amino acids.
AAACCGUCGCGCAAAUCGACAGAGCAUCCGACCGAGCACGCCGCGCUGGCGCGGUUUCACGUUUCACCCUCAUCGCGAUUGGAGUCGUUGGCUGAAUCUCUCGGUUUUCUGCACCUUUCUAAAACUGAAGAGUUAAGUUGCGAGUAUUCGUACCUGUAACUCUAUAUACUGGUCACUGCUGAUAUAGAAGCGGAAAAUGGGCGGCGAGGAAGGACUGGGUGUUACCACCGGCCAGCCGAAUCUCUACAAACAGGACCUGUCGAAACUCGAUGUUAGUAAAUUAACUGCAUUGUCACGUGAGGUGAUCAGCAGACAAGCUACAAUCAAUAUUGGUACCAUUGGACAUGUAGCACAUGGAAAAUCGACAAUCGUAAAAGCCAUUUCGGGAGUGCAGACUGUUCGUUUUAAGAAUGAACUAGAAAGAAAUAUCACCAUUAAACUCGACGCAGUGGAUUGCGGUAGCAGCAGCAAAUCAGCAGAUAUACCCGGCAACGUAGAUAGUGAAACGCCGGCUGUUUACCAAAAACGACAUCUCUCCCCUGUUGGAAGCAUUAACGCACCAUGCGCCAAGCAGUCCAGACUCGUCGACACAGGGAGCCGCGACAACAACAUAUCCCAUCGGCUGGACAACAGAAAUACGUUCCGCUCCACAUCAUCGAAGCGUCUGCAAGCGCGGCGAGGAAUCAUCACGCAACAGGCGCUCAAGGCAUACGACGUCUGUCCUCAUUUACAUAACGGAAAUACGAGAGAUCCAGGUAGCGAUGGCCGACAGUCCGAUUACGAGGAGUCGUCAUCUGAUGGUAGAUUGUCCGCACGAGAUGACAGUCUGAUUUCCCGCGACUACGAACUGAAAGAGGUACGGGUGCUGUUGCACGAUAUCAAGAACAGCGAGUACAAUUGUGAAUUACCAAUAAUGUCGCCCGGCAACUCCUCCGCGUCCAGCAAGCAGACAAGCAAGUUCUGGGAAGUGGAGAGAAUUAUACAGAAACGCGAGAAGAACGGUGAGCCAUUAUAUUUGAUCAAGUGGAAGAACUGGGGUAUCGAGUACAACACCUGGGAGCCGUUGCGCAAUCUUACCAAUUGCGAGGAUUUGCUGCGUGAGUUUGAGAACAAACGGCAGAAAUUGAUCAACCGGUUCAAAGCGAAGACGAACUUUUACCCAAGUGCGCGCGACGUCGAAGACUUUCUUGUGACCCAAUUAUUGUACAAGAAUAUAUCGAUCAAUGACACUACAUCCGUUGCCUCUGCCGCCGUUGCCGAUGACAGUAUGUACAAAGAGAUUCAGCACUAUUUCAACAGGCCAUUGCGUGGUGGCAAGUUGGAGACAAAGAUAAAGCAGCAAAUCCUGUACAUGUUUCUGCUCGAGCUGCGACGUGACCAACUCGAGUCGUUGCAGGACUGGGAGAACGAGAUGAACAGUAUUACGAAAAAUAAACCGACAAUACGGGUGGAAAAUCUGGUGGACUUGGAGGGCGCGCCGCAGGACUUUUACUACAUCGACAAUUAUUUGCCGGGUGCGGGUGUUAUAAUACCGGAUGAUCCGCCGAUUGGUUGCGAAUGCGACAGUUGCGAGACUGGUAAAAAGUCCGGUUGCUGCUUCGCACAGAACGACGUAUCAUCAUUGCCAUAUACGUCGGCAUGCCGGGUACGCGUCCCUCCCGGUACACCUAUCUACGAAUGCAACAAGCGCUGCGCCUGCGACGCACUAACUUGCCCGAAUCGUGUGGUGCAGCGUGGCAGCGAUACACAGCUGUGCAUCUUUCGCACAGAUAACGGGCGCGGUUGGGGUGUGCGUACUCUACGCGCAAUCAAGAAGGGCACCUUUGUCAUUCAGUAUGUGGGCGAAGUGAUCAGUAGCGAAGAAGCUGAGAGACGCGGCAAACAAUACGACAUGACCGGUCGUACGUAUCUCUUCGAUCUUGAUUACAACGAGACCGAUGGCCAGUGCCCAUAUACUGUAGAUGCCGCCAUGUACGGCAACAUCUCGCAUUUUAUUAAUCACUCAUGCGAUCCAAAUCUCGCAGUAUAUGCGAUCUGGAUCAAUUGUUUAGAUCCGAACUUACCGAAUCUCGCCCUCUUCGCCAUUAAGGACAUUAAACAGAACGAGGAACUCACUUUUGACUAUACGUGCCAGACGCCGCGUGGCAGUAAUGAUAAAAUGCAGCAGCAGCUACUGGACAACGAAGCGGACGCCGAAGAUAUCUCGAAGAAUAGGACUCUCUGCAAAUGCGGCGCCGCAACGUGUCGGCGAUAUUUAUUUUAAAGAAUGUUUCUUCUUGAAAUAUAUAGUUGUUACGAGUUGCCUGUCUCAAUGUGGUUCAAUUGAUGCCAUCUUUGAUUAACUCAACUUUUUUUUCGUGUAUAUAUUGCCGAGCUAGCAACGAUUAUAAUUCGAAGAGAGAAAGAAAUGAAUUAUUCACUUCAGACUAGUUAAUAUAGAUCGAGGUAAUCCAAUUAAAUAAUCUUAUUAAUUCGAUCAAAUAAUCUGAAAUUUUUUAUUAAUUAUAUUUUAAAUUCAGUUUUUUUUCUUUUUGAUUCUUUGUUAUUUCACAUUUGCUACUUGAUAUUGGAUGUAAAAUUCAUUUCGCAUAUAUAUUAUUAAACUAUAGAUUGAGGGAUAAUAGUAAGAGAAUAAAGAGAUUAUUUGGUCCAAUGUGUUAAAAAUAAAAAAGUUUGAUUGUAAUUAAUUAGUCAAUUCUGUAACAAUCAAACAAUUUUUUUAUUUAAAAUCUUUGAGGGAAAUAAGAAAAAAAUGUGGAAACACACACACACACACACACAUACACACACACACACACAAGACAUUUCAAAGAUGUUACUAUUGUAUUUCAUUGUAUUAUACAUUUUAUUUGCAAUUACUACGGCUUGUUAAAUGAAUUUGUCAUGCGGAUUAUUGUCAUAUCAAAUAUUGGGUUAAUUAUAAAAAAGUUCGAUUCGAUUUUUGUUUUUGUAGUUCCAAUUUGUAGUCCCCUUUGUAUACAGGCAGCAUCACAUCUUCAGAUGAAGAUUUUAGCUUCAUUCGUCGUCAAAAGAUCAUAAUAAUAUAUAGAAAUGGUCAAUAGUUGCCUGUUUUAGAUGCAUAUAAAGUUCUGUAUCAUAAAGAGCCGAACUUUUUAACUGACCUAAUUAAUAGUUAUUAAUGUUAAGUUUCUUGAAUAUACUGAAAGUUGUUAUGAAAGAGUGCGACAAAGCUGUUUGUUGUGUGGUUUUGUUUUAAUACAUUCUAUGCUUAUUUUUAUACUCAGCUAAUUGUAUAAAAGUGAACAUAAACGCGUGGAAUAAAAAUUCGCAUUCUCCUUUUAUGAUCAUUUAGAACAAUAGUAAUGUAUAAGAAGGCAAUAUGCAACAAAAAUUGUUUUUUCAUUUUCCUGCUUCAGUUUUUCACUUUUUUGGAGAAUACGAGUAUGUGCGUUUAUACUUUCUGCGCGCGCGCGUACAUUUAUAUAUAUUAUUUUAGGUAUGCCAAUUUUGCAGUAUUUUCCAGUCAGAGAGCUUUCAGGGGAAAGCUGAAAAUUCGAUUAUUAAAGCUUUUAAAUAUAUUAAUAAAUUCCAUUUAUGUUAUAGACAUUUAAAGAAAUAAAAUAAAAAAAAUAUGUAAAACACUACGUCUUUGUCUCGAAGGUUAGAUGACAAGAGAUGCUGCAAAUUUAAAUCACUCUCAUUUGUAAGGAUAUAAUUCAUAUAUAUUGAGAAAUGAAAUACUGCUAUAAUAAAACGCUAAGAACAUAUCGAUACAUAAAUGAUGUCUCGGUAUUCACGUUAAUUGUAAUAGAUACACGGUGCGUUUCGCGUUGCUACGCGUAACUUGGCGUGAGAUACUACCGUCUCUCUUGAUAUCGUUAUAUUCUUGUAAGUUACAGUUUCUAUUAACAUAUUUAUUUUGCUUGUAUCCGCAUAAUUAGCAUUUAUUAAUUUGUCCGUGAGAAGCGAUUACGACUUUUAUUGCAGUAUUUAUAUGAUAAAGAGAAAGAAUGUUUGAUACUGCAUAAUCUCAACGCUGCAUCCGAAUAGAUAUGUAAAUUCAUUGGUAAAACGUGAUUCGAUAUCAUAAGCAAAAACUGUAUUUUAUUUUUAUUCCGAAAAAAUGCACUUUUUCGAUUAUCUCUAUAUUGUAUAAAUAGUUUAGUAAUUUCAACACUGUAAGUCAUUAGGGAAUCUUUGUAAAGAUAUUUGAAAUUGACGUAACGGCGGGGGUUGAUCUUUUACAUUCAGAAAAAAAAAAUUUGGGGUGUAUUAUAUUAUUUAGAUAAUGUGUUUAAUCCUUCCAAAUACACACAUACACAUAUACAUGGAUCUUUUAUAAUUAAAAGUUCACAUUAAAAGAUGUGCCAAAAAAAUCUGUAAUUAAUGCAACGAUGUUCAAUCAAAUGUAUAUUAAGAAAAUAUCGGAAAACAGCAUGUUUAUAUAUGUGUAUGUAUACACACACACCCCCCAUCUUUAAGUAUUAAGUUUAUUAUAAAUAUUUAUUAAUAUAUAAUAAUCAGUAUAUAGUGAAAAUUACAGAGUAAAGUUGAAAUAGUUAUAUUACAUAACUACAAAGCUAACUAUUAUCGCACAAUUAUUUCGGUAAUAAAUAGUUAUAAAUAGUGACAACUUGUUUUAUAUUAGAAUUUUAGAUUUUUUUCUCUUUUUAUUAUUCUCUUUGAUUAUUUCAGAAUGUAAAGGGUCGACACUUGAACACGUUGCUCAUUAAAAAGAAAUUAUUAUCUUUCAAUUGUAUGUCAUCAACAUUUCGGAUAUAAUUCAAAAUUUAUAUGUGCCAGAUAUAUGUCGCUCUAAUUUCUUCAUUUAAAAAAGACUCACCGAUUAUUAUUCUGUUGUUUUUUCACGCGAAACGUUAUGAAAUUACUUUAUUUAUAUGUCGAUGGCCUAUCGGUAUAAGAAAACCAAACAAAAUAGCCAGUUAAGAAAGCAUAUUCUGUAAGAUUAAUACAAAUAUCGUUGUUGAUGAACUUGAAAUAAAGUACAUGUACACGAGGCAAA